Molecule: messenger RNA, 831 nt
Organism: Thecamonas trahens ATCC 50062
Lineage: Eukaryota; Apusomonadida; Apusomonadidae
Product: translation initiation factor IF-3
Exons: 1
Coding region: 1-798 (265 amino acids)
Biological process (GO): ribosome disassembly; translational initiation
Molecular function (GO): translation initiation factor activity; ribosome binding
Source: RefSeq, a predicted model, not a curated record
AUGUUCCGGCUGCUUGGGUCUUCGACUUCGCGGACGGUGAUGGGCGCGGGCCUGGCGCGGGCCGGGCUGAGCGGGGCGCGGGCGUAUGCGGCUGGCCGGCGGCGCGGUGGCGGCGGCGGACGCGGACGUGGGCGUGGUCGCGGGCGCGGGCGUGGGCGUGGUCGUGGGCGCGGUGGCGGCGGGAUGGGGCGCGGUGGCGGCGGGAUGGGGCGCGGCGGUGGCGGCGGUGGCGGCAGCGAUGUGCGGCGGAGCGGGUCGGACGUACUGCCGUAUCGGGUCAAUGACGAGGUGGAGGCGGCGGAGGUCCGGCUCAUCGACGGCGAGGGCGAGAACCGCGGAGUUGUCCCGCUGAGCGAGGCUGUGGAGGUUGCGGCUGCGGCCGGGCUGGAUCUUGUCGAAGUGGCGCCGAACGCCAAGCCGCCGGUCUGCAAGGUGGUCUCGUUUUCGGAGCUCGUGGCGGCCGAAGUCCGCAAGGCUCGCGAGGUGGCCAAGGCGGCCAAGGAGGCCAAGGCGGCGAGCUCGGGCGCCGGGCUCAAGGAGAUGCGGCUCACGUCGACGAUCGACGACCAUGAUCUGUCGACCAAGAUGCGCAAGAUGCAGGGCUUUCUGGAGAAGGGCGCGCGUCUCAAGGUGACGGUCCAGUACCGCAAGCCAGCGCGACUGUACGAUCCGGCGCCGCUGGAGGCCAAGCUGGAGGAGGUGACCGAGGCGCUGGCCGAGUUUGGCGCGCCCGACGGCUCGCUGCGGAAAGAGGGACGUAACCGGGCCAUGUACUUUGCGCCCAAGGGCUCAUCGUGAGCAAAGCAGUGUAAAGACGAUUCGUUAACACGG